Cynoglossus semilaevis (tongue sole) is the source of this 1930-nucleotide messenger RNA. RefSeq names its product transmembrane p24 trafficking protein 9 (gene tmed9). Bases 55 to 717 code for a protein of 220 amino acids. The record is from RefSeq and is a predicted model, not a curated record. The transcript has 5 exons. Lineage: Eukaryota; Metazoa; Chordata; Actinopteri; Pleuronectiformes; Cynoglossidae.
UGCAAAGUCAACGCACGCGCAGUCGGACUGUCCCGGUGUGUCAAGAGCAGGAAGAUGGUGGCUCAACCGUGUGUGUUGUCGCUUUUUCUUCUGAGCGGCUUUUACAGCGUCGUUUCUUCUUUGUAUUUUCACAUCGGAGAGACGGAGAAAAAAUGUUUUAUAGAGGAAAUCCCGGACGAGACUAUGAUCAUCGGAAACUACCGAACUCAAUUGUAUGAUAAACAGCGACAGGAGUAUCUGCCCGCCAUGCAGGGUCUGGGAAUGUUUGUGGAGGUCAAAGAUCCAGAUGACAAGGUGAUUCUGUCACGUCAGUAUGGUUCUGAGGGAAGAUUCACCUUCACCUCACACACACCUGGAGAACAUCAGAUCUGUCUGCACUCCAACUCCUCUAAGUUUUCCCUCUUUGCAGGCGGCAUGCUGAGGGUUCAUUUGGAUAUUCAGGUGGGAGAACACGCCAACAACUAUGCUGAGAUUGCUGCCAAAGAUAAGCUGACAGAGCUGCAACUGAGAGUGCGACAGCUGGUAGAGCAGGUUGAUCAGAUCCAGAAGGAGCAGAACUACCAGAGGUACCGCGAGGAGCGUUUCCGUCAGACUAGUGAAAGCACAAACCAGCGCGUCCUCUGGUGGUCCAUCGUUCAAACUCUCAUCCUGGUGGCCAUCGGCAUCUGGCAAAUGAGACAUCUCAAGAGCUUCUUCGAGGCAAAGAAGCUGGUGUAAUGUGUGCAUGUGUGCAUGUCCAAGUGAAUGUCUGUGUGUAUGUGUGUGGUUUCUACUGAUGAAUGCAGUACUCAUCAGCUGCUGUCGGAGAAAGAUGUGAUGCGGAAAAGCCCAGCUGCACUCUUUUGGCUUGAAAACAUUGUCGUCAUCAGGAUAAUUAUAAUGAAUGUUGUGUGUGUUGUUUUAUGUUUGUUUUAUUGUUUUUUCCACACACACCUGGUUUGAAACAAGCAGCUCUCGUCAACAGGAGGGAAGUCGAGCUGUCAUUUUUAUCCAAAGAGCAAGGGUUAAAAGUUACAGUGUGUUAAAUCUUCCAUCCCUUCUGACCCUGCAGUACAAAAAAACACUGGCUCUAGUUUGAUGUUCUGCUGUUUGCAGAGAAGUUAAACAUUUUCCGAGGCAGACGUACAGUAUAUGACACCAACGUAUCUGAAGACUGUCGUGUUUUCGGCUCUGCACUUCAAACUUGUGAAAAAUUCACUGUUUUUUUUUUUUUUGUUUGUUUGUUUUUUUUAAAGAACUAAGUCCUACAGGGGAAAAAACUGAGCUCCUUUUUCUACAAAUCAUCAAGGCAAAUAAAAAAAAAAAAACUUACUCAAAACCAGUGAUUCAUUACAAAAUGAGUCACAUAUGUCUUGACAAAAAACUAGUAAUAAACUACUAUUAAAAUGCCCCUUUUUCCUUGUUACUGGCUGUUGAUGUGUUACUGGCCAUCAGAGAUGUUGGAACAGAAGUCGGGUUUUGCUUAUUUCAGCAACUACAAAUUGUAAGCAACUUAAAUUGUAUGCAUUUUUGUGUAAUUUUAUAACAGAUACAAGGUGAAAUAGAUGUUGUUUAUUGUCUUGUUUCCCCUACCUGACCUUAUGUAGAAACUUUGUCUGUUCAAGGUGGACCCAAUGUCUCUGCUCAGUGCUUUUAGCAGUAUUUUUUCCUGUUUGGAAUUGAGUAAACUUUUUUGGCAGUCUUGCAAAUGAAUGUACUUUCCUGUUCUUUUGCAGUAAAGUUCACUAUCCACUCUUAUUUUAAUGUCUGUGGGUCUUCCCCAACCCGUUGUGAAAAUAAUUCCUCUUUGUUUAAAGUUUUCUUUUCUUCCCCUGGAUCGUUGGUGAAGGUUUUACCUCCAAGGAGCUUCAGUUUAUAGAGAGAGAUUCUUAUCUUAUGAAAUCUGUAAGAAAGGUUGCACUUGAAAUAAAGUUUGCCACUUUGGUCUAAA